AUGGCUCACAACAACAGACAGCGGUCGUCGGUCGCCGCCAGCGUCCCGCCACAAGCUCCGCCACCAAGCACGAGGAACAACGAAUACUUUCUACCAAGGGACGGUAUCGAUCGCGAAGUCAUUACGGCCGACAUAUGUCGCUACCUCGGCAAUGACGCUCUUGUGCGCCCAGGCCAUCUCGAGAGGGACGGCCGCGUCGUUCAGGGCUACUACAUUACCGCUUAUAGGAAUCUCACUAGCGCGAUGAUUGAGUCUCUUAAGGAGGACUCUCAAAAGUGGGUGGAGGAGAAGCGUAGGGCUCAAGGAGCUCAAGGAGCCCAGAUGCGAUACAUGGAUUCAUCACUUCGCAACCCAAAUGCUGUAUCACAACACAUGACAGGUGUCGCGCGUGACUAUCCAGAUUCACAGGCCGCUUACAGCGAAUCGUAUGGUGCCGGAGGACAAGGCGGCUUCGGGCAGUAUCCGUCCAGGGACCAGGGCUAUGCUGCGCCGCCUCCCGGAUCUUUCCCACCACGGGAACCGGUCUAUGCUGACCGUCAGGACCCUUAUGGAGCUCAGGCCAGAGCAACCCCCCAACAAUAUGUCUCCGCAGGUUAUGGACAACAGGCCGAUGGACCAUACCAUGCCACCGGCAUGAACAGGCAAUACGCAGCACCCCCAGCUCCCCAACAGGCUUACGGUGACCCAAUGCAGAUUACACCUUCAUACCCCCCAACAUCACAAGGAGGUGCAUACUCCCCUCAGGCUCAUCAGCAGCCAUACUAUGCCGGAUCCGCGCCGCCACCAGGAGGACCCAGAUAUGAUCCACAGGGAGGUGCAGCUACAUCGGCACAGCCGAUAGACGUCUUUUAUGGCCGUGUGGAAGCGCACCCCCAAGCCGCCGGGAACAACAUCCUAGGGACCAUGCCCGGGACCAUACUCGUGAUCGGGAACGUGACCGUCAUUACAGCACCACCAAUGGUCGACGAUAAGUCUGCGUAA
Molecule: messenger RNA, 981 nt
Organism: Pyricularia pennisetigena
Lineage: Eukaryota; Fungi; Ascomycota; Sordariomycetes; Magnaporthales; Pyriculariaceae
Exons: 5
Coding region: 1-981 (326 amino acids)
Source: RefSeq, a predicted model, not a curated record